Sinocyclocheilus grahami is the source of this 4355-nucleotide messenger RNA. RefSeq names its product protein tyrosine phosphatase non-receptor type 5 (gene ptpn5). The coding region runs from base 695 to 2260 and encodes 521 amino acids. The transcript has 15 exons. Gene Ontology annotation, cellular component: plasma membrane; cell junction; cytosol. Lineage: Eukaryota; Metazoa; Chordata; Actinopteri; Cypriniformes; Cyprinidae. Gene Ontology annotation, biological process: signal transduction; protein dephosphorylation. Gene Ontology annotation, molecular function: protein kinase binding; protein tyrosine phosphatase activity. The record is from RefSeq and is a predicted model, not a curated record.
CGUGCUUGCAUUUGCUUUAGGAAAUGACGCAGUUGCUAAUGUGAGUGCUGAGGGGACUGGAGAGAAGAGAGGGCACUAAAGCGCAUCCCUCUCCAUCCCAUUCUACCCCGAGACACGUUGCCUAGGUUACACCUCCAGCUGCCACCUGAAGCGAAGCAUCGCACCAUCCGCCUCGCGAAACGAAAGACAAUACCUCACACGCCAACACCUAUUGAAAAGCACACAAAAGGGAUCUCACGAAACAAAAAUAUACUCGGAAGAGAGAGACGGCGCAUAUUAAGCCACGCACGCACUCAGACCCUCCUUGUUGUGAUUGUCAGUGGAGAGAGGCGGGCUCACAUGGAGGGCCGCUGCUCGGCUCUGCAGCGUCUCCCGCUGCCUGCUCUUCCUCCGCGCGCGUCUCCGCGAGCGCUGUGAUGUGAAUAUUAAUGAUGCUGCGCGAAUCUCCGCGCUCAUUUCCACCGCUUUCACCCAUCUGAGAGACACACAUGGAGGGCUAUUUAUUCGAAACCACUCAGUGACUCCUGUUGGUUGACUUGGCACGCAGUGUCCUCUGCUUGUAUCGCCAUCUGUAGCGCUCCGUACAGAGCUGCAUGAUUUGUUUUAGGUCCCGAGAGAGGUGUUUGUCACUGUCAUGUGAGCCUAACUUUGCUUUUUUAUACACUGUUUAAAGACAGAACGUUUUAAGAGCAGCAUGGCAGAAGCCCCCGUUGGAGAGGACUCACCCAAAGAGAAGGAGAGUGCCACCCCACUUCCCCACAAUCCCCUGCCAGGGGUUGGGGUUGCUCUAUGGGAAAGAGUAUUGAAAGCAAGUGUUACGGCUGGCGCUUUCCUCCUGCUGUACACACUGUCUCAACUCACAGGUUUGUGGGUCCUUUACAUGCUGAAUGGAUACAGGGCUUUUCCAGCAGCACAUAAAGUUUUGGAUCUCCUUCAGUACCUUCUCUCCACCAGUGAUGCCUAUGAUCAACAAAUGGAGAUAUGGAGGGUGGAAAGCUUGUUGCCCCUCAUAGCCACACUCAUCUUAGGUGUAGUCAUCCUUGGUACUGGAACGCUGUUCUGCAUUAAAACCCUGGUGCCUGGUAACCCAUCUUGCUUCCCUGAUGACCGUCGUCAGUCCAUGAGCAGGCAGCCCUCCUUUACAUAUUCAGAAUGGACAGAUGCUAAACAGGAGGAUUUCUACGAGCUGGAUGCUGUUCCGGAGACGCCCGUGUUUGACUGCUUUAUGGACAUGAAGACCGAGGCUGACCCUGUCACUCUCACUGUCAAACCUGUGGGCUUGCAGGAAAGGAGAGGUUCUAACGUGUCGCUGACGUUGGACAUGUGCACACCUGGUACUACAGAGCCCUAUGGAGCGCUGCUGUCCCCUAGAGAGCAGAGCGCACAGGAAUACCUGCAGAACGCAUCCAACCUGCUCACCCCCGAGCAGCUGCACAAGCGCGCACUGGACGACGCUGCGCUGCAGGCCGAGUUCUAUGAAACACCCAUGAACUUCGUGGACCCUAAAGAAUACAGUUUUCCUGGCGUGGUGAGGAAGAAUCGCUACAAAACCAUACUACCAAACACACACAGCAGAGUUUGCUUAAAAGCAAAAGAAGAAGGUGAUUUUCUCAGCACCUACGUCAACGCUAAUUAUUUGAAGGGCUAUGGAGGGAAAGAAAAGGCAUACAUUGCUACACAGGGUCCAACUGUAAACACAGUGGGGGAUUUCUGGAGGAUGGUUUGGCAGGAGCACUGUCCCCUUAUUGUCAUGAUCACCAACAUUGAAGAAAAAAAUGAGAAAUGCACAGAAUACUGGCCAGAGGACAGUGUCAUCUGUGAAGAUAUCGAGAUCACUGUCAAACAGGUCAUCCAGGCAGAUGACUACAGUCUAAGGAUUUUCACUGUGAAGAGUGAGGGUGAGGAGCGCACUCUCAGACAGUACUGGUACACAUCCUGGCCAGAUCAGAAAACGCCAGACAAGGCCCCGCCUCUUUUGGAGUUGGUUAGGGAAGUGGAGGAAGCGAGGAAACAGGCUCCGCCCAACAGUGGCCCUGUCAUUGUCCACUGCAGUGCAGGGAUUGGACGCACUGGCUGUUUCAUUGCUACCUCUAUCUUGUGCCAGCAGCUAAGCAAUGAAGGGGUGGUUGACAUCCUGCAGACUACUAGCCAGCUACGCUUGGACAGAGGCGGCAUGAUCCAGACAGCGGAGCAGUAUCAGUUUGUUCAUCAUGUACUCAGCCUGUAUGAAAGACAGCUUCGGGAGACCUCAGAAGAGUAAAGCCUCCAUGAGCGCACAACCUUCACACCACUCCUCACAGAGCAGUUGACCUUCAUCCGAACACAUGGGGCAGGGACUGACCCUCAGUACCUCAUGUCUCAUGUCUUCAAACACAACAGAAGUUUUAGGAGCAGACCCAAUAUUAGAUUUUAGCUGAGUCCAAUCUCCAAUACCUAAAUCCCACCAAUCAGUUAUUAAAUUUACUUUGUCUUUUUUCUUUACCAUAACAGUAACAUAAAGCGGUCAGUUAUGUCAUACACAAGUACUGCCCACAUAUUAACGCUCAGCAGACCAUCAGUGCUCAAAAGCGACAAUGUUUGAAUGCGUGCAUACCUCUUAUGCAGUGGUAUGAACACAAUAACAAGCAGACACCAGGGCCUCCAUUUAUGAUGUAAAUUUAACAUUAGGUUUAGGGACCUCCUCAAUUUCUGAGCCGACAAAUACAGCAAUUUUCAUUUUACUGCUAAGACAUUUUUACAGGAUUUAUAACUCAGUGUUAAGAUGAGAUUUGUUGUAAAGUGUGCGUGUACAUUUAUAGGUUGAAAGAUCAACCUCUUGGCAAUCUGAACAUCAGUAUGUUUGUGUGUGCAUGUGUAUGUGUGAGAUAGUGUCGCAGAAACAGAAGGGGAGAGAGAGGUACUGUUUACUAUGUGUUCGAUGAUUAUCAGACUUUAACUCCGGAUGUGCGGUUGUUCUCUAGAAGAGGUUAGCCUAUAACAUUUAAUACAAAAUGGCCUUAAUAUGUGUCUUUCUGUUCGUACUGGGGUCCGUAUGGUUGUGUGUAAAUGUUGUCGGGCAGAGCUAAAGGCAGUGUGGUGUUUCAGCCUGUCAUCAUCUCAUUCGGUAAGACUGAGAGAGGGACAGAGACUGAUCUCCGUACAGAAUGAUGUACAUUUUCCCUCAGCAUACCUUUGCCUUCUCGAUUUGCGUGUUGUCGGAUGCUAUAUCGUGUGAAACAUUUUAGUUGGACUCUAAAAAGCAUUGAUGCUGCACCUCAAGGUUUUAUGUAUCAAAAUGCCGAAACACUGUAUCCAACUAAUGUUAAAUUUGUAAAUCACAGCUUGUAUCAAUAGCAGAAAUCAUGACAAUGGGACAUAUAUAGUUGUGAUGUUUUUUGCUACUUUCUGUUUAUUUUCGCUGCUUGUUUUACUCUAGUUAUAUGUGGGUCUGCGUAUCUGAUUAGUUAAGACGUAUAAUCAGUAUUUGCCUGAGUUGGCAGUUCGUACUGCUUUGCUGGGACUUGCAGUUUGCAUGAGCAAGUACAUUUUGAACUUCUUUUUAAUUAUGAGCAAGGAAAUGUUUAAAUUAGAAGCAGACAUCUGUGUGUGAUUAUGUGCAAAAGCAGAGUGUCUGCUGUUGGAAUAAGCAUCUUCAGUCCAACAGACUCGUGUGAUCCAGCUGGAAGUACCAAUGCAAGCUCUCCUCUGAAUUUCUUUAGACAGUACUGCUACCACCCUAAUUGUCUCCAGUCGUUCUUGAGCUAGUCGUAUGUCCUCAAAAUUAUGUUUCCUUCCAGGCAGCUCUGAGCUGAAAUUAGGAGGUUUACAGAAGCUUGAAAACACCUCCUCGUUACACAAGAGAUUGUACUUUUUUUUUGGUAAGUGUUGUUAGUUCAAGGCCUCAUGAUAGUUUGCCAGAAAUGAGAAUGACUUUCAUUCACGUGCUUUAAUCGCUGCUGUUAUAGUCUUUUUAUUAUUGCAGAACUGCUUUCGUGUUUUAGUUGGUAUAGAGUAAUUGAAUUUUAUUAUGUUUUUAAUGAACUAACAUAUUAGUCUAUUUAUUGAAAGAGUUUUGUCUGUUUUUGUGCUGUUAUUACACUGCCAAAGACUGUAGUGAUUGGUCCAUACCGCAAAACCUGAACAAUUUGAAUUCUGUAUUUACAAACUUUGAAAACUGAAGUUUUAACACCAACAUGUGGAAUUGUGUACAUGUAUAAAACCAGCAUUUAUAUAUUUUUAAAGUGAAAAAUCUGAAUUCCCACUGUAAAACCUGUUCUCUGACUUACACAACCUUUCUUGAUCAGUUUGUUAUCUUUUCUUACAUGCAUGUUAGUAUAUUAUUUUAUGCCACUGUUUGCCUCCUUUUCAUAAUGUGU